AUGACCAAGGCGGGAGUUCACCGCGUAUCUGUCAACAGUUUCGGAUUCGGCGGAACCAACGUGCACGCCAUCCUUGACAGCGCGGAGGAGUUUCUCGCCAACGGCCAUGAUGUAGCUAUCGGGGACAAGCAAAUAUCAUCUGUGGGCUCUCGAUUUAGCAUUUCGCAUGGGCUGGACCACGAAGGCAACGGCGACGUCCGGUAUCGCGUCUUUGUUCUCUCUACCUUGGACGAGCCGUCUUUGAAAGCGGCCGCCCAGAACAUGGUGUCUUACAUCAAGCGACGCGCUCCCAAGAUUCCCAACAGCUUCCUAAACGACCUAGCCUAUACACUCAACUUCGAACGGUCGCUGUUCCCCUAUCGGUCUGCCGUGUCCGCGAACAGCAUCGAUGGUCUAAUCAAAGCGAUCGAAAACCCCUCCCGACUUCCCAUGUCCAAGGUGAAUGCAAACGAAAAGCCGCCAAGUGUGGGGUUUGUUUUCACAGGCCAGGGUGCCCAGUGGGCGGUAUGGGCAAAGAAGGAGAUCGAAAGAGAUGGUAAGACCUCUAGCAUUGCCAGAGGCAAAUUCAGCCAACCUCUUUGCACAGCCCUGCAGGUCAGCCUCUUCGAGCUGCUCGGCUCGUGGGGAAUUCGCCCCACGGCAGCCGCCGGUCACUCAAGCGGCGAGAUCGCGUCGGCUUACACAGACGGCAUCAUCAGCCGGGAAGACGCCAUGGCCUCGGCCUAUCACCGUGAGAUCUGUUCCGAGAGAAGUGGCCACCAUGGCCAAGAACGGCAUGGGCAAAAAGGGGUCCAUGAUGCCCACGUCGCUGUCAGUGAGCCAAGACGAGAGCCUGCUGUCCACCCGUCCAACGUGACCAUCUCCGGCGACGACGAGGCCAUCGUCGAAUACAAGGAGAGGCUGGAUCGCGACGCCAUUUUCGCCCGGAUCUUGAUCGUCGAGGCGGCUUAUCACUCCCUGCACAUGGAAGCAGUACGAGAUGAAUACCUGCACUCCACCCAGGACUUAUACCCGAAGCGGGAUUCAGAUCCGGACACGAAUUUGAUUAGCUUCUACUCCUCUGUGACGGGCAAGCGAGCUGAGCCGACACAGCUGGGACCGCAAUAUUGGGUUGAAAAUAUGAUGGGCCGAGUGGAAUUUGCGUCUUCACUCAAGGCUCUCGCCAUCGAAUCAGAGAUCGAUACAUUGUUGGAGGUAGGACCGCAUGCUGCCCUCGCAGGACCCGUCAAGCAGAUUCUACAGGCCAGUGACCGACUGCGAGGCGUCAACAUCACGUACGCCAGUGUGCUGAAGAUCAAGGAGAGCGCGGCCAAGCCGGUCGUAGCCAUGGCCGUCACACUCGCAACGAAGGGAGUCCCCGUCGACCUGCGGGCGGUGCACGGGACGACGACGACAAGCGCAGCAGUAGUGACUGGUUUGCCAUCGUACCCGUGGAAUAAAUCCCGGUCGUACUGGGCAGAGAGCAGGCUUUCGCGCGAGUUCCGAAACUGCCCCUAUCCACGACGGGAUCUCCUGGGCCGCCCGGCGCCUAACUUCAACCCCCUCGACGGCCGGUGGCGCAACUUCGUCCGCACCGUCAAGAUCCCCUGGCUGAGGGACCAUCGGAUUGAGUCCAAGAUUGUGUAUCCGGCAGUCGGGUACAUCGCCAUGGCCAUGGCCAUAGAAGCGGUGAAGCAGCGUGCCCCUCGCGCUCCUUCGGCCUACAGAUUGCGUGAAAUCGUGUUCGGCAAGGCGCUAAUCACUGAGGAAGAGGAGGAAGAGAACGACGACGACGACACCGAGGUCUUUAUGAGCUUGAGGGCCCGCAACGACGGCACACGCAAGCCGUCGUCGACGGUGGCAAAGGCAUACUAA
Colletotrichum destructivum is the source of this 1854-nucleotide messenger RNA. Its product is annotated as Putative Acyl transferase domain superfamily, Acyl transferase/acyl hydrolase/lysophospholipase. Gene Ontology annotation, biological process: fatty acid biosynthetic process; secondary metabolite biosynthetic process. Bases 1 to 1854 code for a protein of 617 amino acids. The record is from RefSeq and is a predicted model, not a curated record. Lineage: Eukaryota; Fungi; Ascomycota; Sordariomycetes; Glomerellales; Glomerellaceae. Gene Ontology annotation, molecular function: fatty acid synthase activity. The transcript is spliced from 4 exons.